UAGUACAUAUUUCAAACUUGACCUGUUUUUUGUGCUUACAUGGUCAAACGCUAUAGGCUGCUUUAAAUUAUAUACUGUAAUAGUAACAGAAGAUUGAGCUGUUCCUGAAACAACGACAUAUCUAGUACCGUUGCAUAUCAAUUCAUCAGAUUUGGUGCAUAUUCGGAUUUGGUAAAAAGUUCAUUUUAGCCCUUGCAUCUAGGGUCGUGUGCGUCAGUCCAGAGAAAGGCGGCGCGAUAUAAUCGCAUGCGGCGUUGAUGGCACAGAGCAUUGGCGACCCAUGCACUAAUAUCAGUCCAGAUGCAUCUGAAAGGACCAAACAACUCAGCGUCUCAAGUGUUUCGGGUCCUCCUGUUCUGAACUCAAAUAACCACAAACGAGCGAAUUUACAGGGCAUCGGAUUUAUUUCACUGCGGGAACCAAAGCAGCUCCUUCAAUCAAUCUACCAGGCGUGAGAUGACAAAGUGAAUGCAGCUGGAGAUGUCUCAAAAGAAGAUAUUUCUAGUAUUAAUAGCCAUCAGCACUGUCAGCCUGCUUCUGCACCAUGGGGGUCACUUGAACUUAACAUUGGAGGCUUUCUGGUUGGGGUGUCCAUCCUCCAUGCUUUCCUUUGCCCAGGGCAGUAGUGGUCCUUCUCCUAAACACACCAGUGUAGCCUUCUUGAAGACGCACAAAACAGCCAGCUCCACUGUGCAGAACAUGCUCUUCCGCUUUGCUGAACGUAACAACCUCACCGUGGCGCUGCCCAUUACCACCUGUGACCAUCAAUUCUGCUAUCCUCGGCCCUUCAGUGCCCACUUCGCACACCUACAUACAACACCUCCGGACAUCAUCACCAAUCACUUACGGUUCAGCCGGGCUGAGCUACGACGGCUCAUGCCCAACAACACGGUAUACAUAACAAUAUUGCGAGAACCAGGAGCCAUGUUUGAGUCUCUGUUUAGUUACUAUAAUCAAUACUGUCUUAGCUUUAAACGCGUUCCAAAUGGCUCUUUAGAAACUUUUCUGGACCAUCCAUGGAGCUACUAUCGUCCAGAAGAGAAGGAUUCGAUGUACGCAAGAAAUACACUGACCUUUGACCUAGGUGGUGACAAGGACCGUCCGUCGUCAGAAGCGCCGGCGUAUGCAAAGCGGUUUGCCGCGGAGGUGGAGCGAGUUUUCUCGUUGGUUAUGAUAGCAGAACACUUUGACGAGUCGCUAGUGCUACUACGUCGCUUGUUGUCGUGGGACCUUGACGACGUUCUGUAUGUCAGUCUUAACAUGCGGACCACCGACUCUAAAAGCAGCCUUUCCAAUGAAAUUACAACCAAAAUCAGAGCCUGGAAUGCCAUAGACUCUGUACUGUACGAUCACUUCAAUGCCUCAUUGUGGAGGCAAAUAAGAGCAUUGGGACUAGCAUGCGUCGAGCGGGAAGUCCAGCUGUUGCGUCAAUCCCGGGAUCGACUUGUACGUGGCUGCUUCGGUGGACAUUUGCCACCCCUUCGCUCGGCUUCUCAGAUCACAAAUAAGGAAUUACGACCCUGGCAGCCGAGCGCCAAGGUGACAAUUGUUGGGUAUGAUUUACCAGUCAACGUAACAAACAAAGGCCACGUUCCUCCGCGAGAUGACUGUUUAAAGAUGAUAAUGCCAGAAGUGCAGUAUACACGGCUGUUACUCCGAUCAGAGUCUCUGCAUUAUCGGAAGCGAUUUCUGCGGAACUCCCAGCAGUCUGGACACGCCUCAGGACAGGUUCGGGUGCAUAAAGAGUCUCCGAGUUUGCUACCGCGACCGUCAGGGACUAUGGCUCGGAGCACCAGAGGGGCAAUGACCAGCAUAAAAGGAUAGUUAAACUGUGUUUAUUCCUCUCUUGAGUUGGACUGCAGGUAGAUUUCCAUGAGAUUAUUGGUCAUACCUCAUCUGUAUGGCAUGAAUAUAUUCAAAAAUAUUCUCAUUGCAUAAAAGCAACAUGGAACAUCUCUUAAUUUAAAAAGACCAUUUCUGCUUAAUUAUUCCAUCGUAUUUAAGCCACUGUGUUUUUAAUACACUGACACCAACAGUCUCAGAACACGGGGUUUAGAUGGUUUCUAGCUGGUCUAAAUGGUUGAUCAGUUAUUUUACCAGCUGAUGGGGGGAGGGGGGUGAUGCUGACUUUACGGACCAUUUUAGUCAAGCUGGUUUGACCCUUACCAGCAACAAACAAGCUAUCUGACCUUGAGCCAUUGUCUACUGGUAUACUGUAGAAGAUUUUUGUUUGUAUUCCAGGCCUCUGGUAAUAGAAGACUUACACCUGAGUAAGUGCACCUUGUAAUAGAUGCUGAGACUGCACCUGAGCCAUAAGACACAUAUAUGUGGGUGGCAUCGUGUGUCGGUGAUGAAUCAACUUUCUCAACGGACCAAAUUUUAUUUUUACCCUCUCCUUGGGCAGUGCUUGAGUUACAAAGCUUGACAUUUAAAACACUCAUCCUUUACUAGAUGCCGAGAAUAAGUGAUGAACGAAAUACAUGGGCAAUGAAGAGUUACUCUGAUAAGUUUUCUUUUGUUCUUAAGUGUUCUCAGUUUUGGGGAUUAUGCUUUAUGGUGCAGUGUGGUUGUGUUGCAAAUAUGUCAUGUUUAUUGUUUAUAUUAGGAAACAAAACUCUACAUUGUUAGCAAGAAUCAAACUUAAUUUCGAUCUAUAGGAGCAACCAAUACGGAGACGUAUUGUACGUUAAACAAUGGCAAAAUUGAGGUCAGUUUGGGAAGCCGGUUGUUAUUUUUGCUAAUCUGUUUGAUGGUUUAGAAAAUACACACUGUUGUUUGAAAUCUGAAACAUUUGCAGUCACAUAUGUCUCAAGUAUGUCGCUGGCCUAACCUCCGACAAUGUGAUCUGAAGAGUUGCAUCGGUGAAAUGUAAAACCAUAGUCAAGGUUGAAAAUGUUAAGUUGGCUAUUUGACUUUGAUGUACUCUACAACAUUACAUCACUUUCAGUGAAGCAACCAAAUAGAAACUGAAUACCUCACAGCCUCUAGAACAUAUAUUUUAUUUUCUAAUACAGAUUUUUUGCCAUCCAACACCUUUGCUGGAAGGUUUCUUGAGAAACAUGAGGAACACCAAGAACAUGGACAAGCUUGCUGCUUUCAUACAAACGUUCCUGCAAUAAGAAUAUCACUAAUUCCACCACUCUUUGUCCUAAAGCGAUCUUAUUCUGUUAUCCUGAGUGAAGAAGACAUUUUUUAUACAUCAUCAUUUGAUAAAAGAUCUCGCUGGCAUAUUUUUAAUAAAGCCAUAUUGUAUUUUAGUGAAAUUUGUGUUUUUGAGCAAUAUAGCAAUGGUAUGCAAUUCUACUGGGUACCGUAAUGUAAUUACUAGUCUGAUUUGUAGAUUACAAAUAAAGGAACAUAGAUCAAAGUGACAACAAGCACUUUAAAAUGGUUAUCCUCCCAUGAAUCAGCUUCAAUCUUUCCAGGUGGUCUAGAAGAUGCCCGAGACAUAAUAUAGUCUGGAAUCUUAUUGACAUGGAUCUCUGUUGUUAACCAUUAAGCCACACAAAUGCUGACUUGAACUUGACUUGAAAAUUUAAUUUUGCCAUCAUUUACUCACCCUCGUAUCAUUCUAAAUCUCUGUGACUGACGGACUUAUGCAGAACACAACUAAUAUUUAAAAAAACAUUAGUGUAACAAGGUUCAAUUAAAAGGAAGGAAGGAGACGGGAACCCCCUACGGACGACUGCCGGCGAAUAAAACAAACCACAACAUAAAGCCAGACCUGGUCCUCUCUCAUCGACGGUCCGGUCGCUCGUUCUCUUAUGCUCCCGAUCUCCUCCGUGAUACGAGACCGGUGCGCGCACAGCUGACGCUCAUUAACACUCACUCACCGGCCUCGACUCACGGUCUCGCCCCGCCUUCUCCACUACAAUUGGUAACCAAACAACAUUUUGGCACCCAUUGAUUUCCAUUGUAUGGGCACAAAAUUGACAGAAGAGUACAAGUUUUGAUUGACAUGAUGAUGAAUAAAUGAUGACGAAAUUUAGACCGCUCUUUUCCAACAAUUAUCGAACUACAAUACAUGUCCUAUCACACAUUAAAUUGUUCUUCACAACAAAGAGUACGUAGCAUUUUUUUGGAAAGCAUUUUGAGGUGGUUAUUGUAGAAGUGACCUAUUUAUACUCUACGGACAAAAAAACACCUUGAGAGAGAUUGGAGAUUUGUGUAUGAGUAUUUCAAUUACUUUCACAAUUAAAAUACUCAUUACCAUGCCUACACAGAAUCUUUUGUGAUUCACAAAAUGUAUAUCUCCAACCCAUCUCCAUGUGUGUUUAAGUAUUUUGGGUAAUUUUGAUAGUGUUUAUAUACAGUACAUAGCAAUAUGAACUUAAUCUAAAAUUCCAUUUUGUUCCAAUCCAUUUUGAAGAAUUUCACAGAUUUUCCUCAGAAGAGCAGAGCAUGUCUACAGCUUCCAAUUGGGCUUGUCCAUUAGGUAUUUAGUAGUGUAAAUAUAAUGCAUUUCAGUUUCAUGAAAAAGGAACAAAAGAUUUCUAGCUAAAAGUUUUAUGAUGAAGAGCAAUCUCAUUUUUUGUCCUUGUUUGAGUAAUAACGCAGGUAGAUAAUUUGGAGAACAACAAUUAGGUGUGUUUUUAUCUUUUAAUGUGAUACAAAAACAGAAUUACAAGUGAUUUUCUUAAUUUACUGUAUACAAAGGAAAAAUUUAAAAGCUGCUGUACUGUAUAUUGAAAUAGUGUGAACAUUUUGAAGACUGUAAAGACAGAAUGAGAUUUAUUCUGUGAAGCAUUGGGCUUUUCUGUGUAUGAAACUGGCUACAUGUUGUAUGUUAAAAUGACACUACUUUCUGUUCCAUCAAAUGUAUUAUUUUACUUAUAUCUCAAAUGUAUUUAUUUAACUGCUACAUUAAGUAAUCUUUUUAAAUCUGUUUAGGGGCUUUGAAUUUAAUGCUUCUGACAAUCUCAGUUUGGCUUCUUAAGCCGUGUGAAGAGGAA
Triplophysa dalaica is the source of this 4952-nucleotide messenger RNA. RefSeq names its product galactose-3-O-sulfotransferase 3 (gene gal3st3). Gene Ontology annotation, biological process: glycolipid biosynthetic process. The record is from RefSeq and is a predicted model, not a curated record. Gene Ontology annotation, cellular component: membrane. The transcript has 3 exons. NCBI's taxonomy places the organism in Eukaryota, Metazoa, Chordata, Actinopteri, Cypriniformes, Nemacheilidae. The coding region runs from base 469 to 1824 and encodes 451 amino acids. Gene Ontology annotation, molecular function: galactosylceramide sulfotransferase activity.